Molecule: messenger RNA, 1323 nt
Organism: Aureobasidium uvarum
Lineage: Eukaryota; Fungi; Ascomycota; Dothideomycetes; Dothideales; Saccotheciaceae
Source: the annotation of a GenBank genome assembly
ACUCGGCCUAAACGAAUGGCGGACGGGAAACCGAAGCGAUCACUAUUCAAACGCCCAACGUGGGCCGCGGCUGCACCGGCGCCUGCUUCAGCAUCACCGGAUCCGACAGCCAAACCGGAAGCGCCGACCGACAUUUUCAGCCAUUCGCAUACAUUCAGCGAGCUCGUAGAGGAUCGUCAACGCCAGCGCCAACGUAAGAAGAGCGACAAGGAUGUCUUGAGGCGGAGUCAGGCCAAGGAAGUGAAAGAUGAAGAGUCGCGAGCGGGCAAGCGCCGGCGCAUAAGCGAUGAGGAUGGCACUGAGCUUCCAACCAAGCCCAACCCCAAGGACACAGAAAGAAAGACGUCGAUACAAGUAUCUGCCGGUUCAGAAAGCUUUGCGAUAGCUCCUACACCGCAAAAACCACGACCGCGCCAAGAGACAGUCAUAGAAUUGCUGGACGACUCGGAUGACGAUGAGCCCGUCAGCUACAAUAAUGCUUCGCACAAUAUCACUUCUUCGAAUGCCACAAGUCUUGAACCCAUACCUGCCGUAGAAGCCGAUCCAGAUGCUGACCUGGACGCCGUCUACUAUUCCGACCCAGAGAUGCGCGAGUUUGCCCGUCAGGCUCGUGAGAAACGACGACGAGAAGAGCGAGAGCGUACCGAGACUGGUGCUCACGAUCCGACUGUCAAACUCCUCAUCACCUCGACAUUACCGGGCACCGGACCUCUGAUCGUUUCUCGCAAGCUAUCGCAGAAUUUACAGGCUGUACGAGAAGCCUGGCUCAGCAAGCAGUCAUUAGACCCGUCGACCGCCAGCCGUAUCUUCUUCACGUUCAAGCUACGGAAGGUGUAUGAUGUGACUACCGUACGUAGUCUAGGAAUAAAGGUGGACUCUUACGGUCGUAUUAUGACCGAUGGACCUNUUGCCAAUACCGACGACGAGCAUGCCGAGAAGAUUCAUAUCGAGGCCGUGACGGAUGAAGCAUGGCAACAGCUCAAGGACGAGAAAGCCGCGAGGGAUGCGCCGAAACCGAACAAGUACCUGAGUAACGCUGCAGCUGCGGACGGCAGAGGUGCCAGCACCGAGGGUACACCUGCGGUGGAGGGAAAGGCUGCUGUCGAAGAACCUCUGAUUAAGGUCACAUUAAAGGCGAAGGGUCACUCGGAUAUCAAGAUCAAAGUACGGCCGAUGAUCAAUGCAGCACGACGGAGUUUCAAGCUCGAUGCUGAACGCGUUGUUCACCUCGAGUUUGACGGCGAAAGGCUGGAGCCGCCAGAAGGACUGGUCAAGGAUACGGAUAUCUCGGAUAUGGAUUGCAUUGAUGUUCAUAUCAAGUAA